UUUGUUUAUUUCUUUCUUUGAAUCUUCAAUCGUCGAGCAUGGCUGUCGAUACUCAAUUUCAUGUUCUUGCUGUGGAUGAUAGCAUCGUUGAUAGAAAGCUCAUUGAAAGGCUCCUUACCACUUCCUCUUUCCAUGUAACUGCAGUGGAUUCAGGCACCAAAGCUUUAGAAUUAUUGGGUUUACAAGGAAAUGAAACAAGGGACUCUCAUCACCAUGACCAUCAUCAAGAUGCGGAGGUGAAUUUGAUAAUAACCGAUUAUUGUAUGCCUGGAAUGACCGGUUAUGAUCUCCUUCGGAAAAUCAAGGAAUCUGAAAGUCUUAAAGAUAUACCAGUUGUUAUCAUGUCCUCUGAAAAUAUUCCUGCUAGAAUAAACAGAUGCUUAGAGGAAGGAGCAGAAGAGUUUUUCCUAAAGCCAGUUAGGUUAUCAGAUGUUGAUAAGCUUAAACCACACUUGAUUAGGAGCAAAUCGAAGGUUCAAUAUUCACUGGACAACAAAAUAUCAAGCUAUGAGAUUCAUGAUGAAGUUUUCUAAUUAGAACAAUAUCAAAAUCCAUGAUCAUGUUCACAGUUCACUCUACAAAAAAUCUACAUGAUUUUUUAUUUUAUUGAUUGAAAUACAAGAUAUUCUAACUUUUACUACUACAUUACAAUAGGACCAUGUCCACUUUUAUAUUUGUAUUUAAGGUAUGGAAGUUUUAGUGAGUACUGAGUAGCCAAGGCAACAACUUGUAUGAAGUAGGAAUCAAGUAAUAAUUGAAUUGAAUUAUGAAUUCA
Molecule: messenger RNA, 775 nt
Organism: Spinacia oleracea (spinach)
Lineage: Eukaryota; Viridiplantae; Streptophyta; Magnoliopsida; Caryophyllales; Amaranthaceae
Product: two-component response regulator ORR9
Exons: 5
Coding region: 39-533 (164 amino acids)
Biological process (GO): cytokinin-activated signaling pathway; phosphorelay signal transduction system
Source: RefSeq, a predicted model, not a curated record